This is a messenger RNA of Lethenteron reissneri (Far Eastern brook lamprey), 7200 nucleotides long. Its product is annotated as syndecan-1-like. Lineage: Eukaryota; Metazoa; Chordata; Hyperoartia; Petromyzontiformes; Petromyzontidae. Gene Ontology annotation, biological process: cell migration. The record is from RefSeq and is a predicted model, not a curated record. Gene Ontology annotation, cellular component: membrane; cell surface.
GACUCGAGAUGAUUCUUCCGGAAGAUUGGAAGAUGAAAUAAAAACGCGCCGCGACCUUCCGCUCCUCCCGUGCGCUGUCCCACUCCGCUGAAGCGUUCCGCCCGCGGGAGGCUGCGGCUACUCUCGCCUAACUUUCCCCUCUCUUUUAACCUCCCCCAUACAACCCCCUCGUCCCUUCCCCUCACCCAACCUAACGCUCCUCUUGCCUUGAAAACAUUCCCCAUCGCCCUUGCUCGCUCGCUCGCCCGCCCUUCUUCAUCUCCCGACUCGCCGACGUCUCAAGAUGCGCGCCCUGCUGCUCGCCCUGCUGCUCGCGGCGCUCGCCGUAGCGACUCCCGCGGCCUCGCAGCCCCAGGCGGAGGCAUCUCUGAGCCCCUACACUAUGGACGAUGUCAUCUACCUGGACACACAAGGAGGGGCGUCGGGCCUGGGCUCGGACGACGAGGUCGGCGAUGACGAUGACGAUGCAGAGGCAGACUACGGCUCCGGAUCCGGCUCCGGCCUGGUCUCGCUGGAGGACGUGCUGAGAUAUUCUUCGCAGGACAAAGUGCACUACCCGGCCACACUGCCCAGCGAGCAGCUGGCCACCACGGUUCGCUACCAGGACACGCACGCAGAGCCCCGGGCCCAGCCCGGCCGCGUCUCAGUCCAGCUGCAGGCCGAGCCCCCGGUGGGGACGCUGGGCCCGGUGAGCGAGGCCCCGGCCACGGAGGAGGAGGAGGAGGCAGCGGCGGUAGCGACGACGGCGAGGACCAGCCCCCCGCCACCCCCUCCCCAGCCCCCCGCCCGUGGGAACGCCGCCGACUCGGAGGAGACGGAGGGCGAGGACGACGACAACGAGGAUUACGACGAGGAGACGGUCACGAGCACGCCAACGCCUCCGAACCGCCCCGUGCCGCCCGGACCCCGCGAGCAGCCCGCGGAGGUGGGGCCCUCGGCCACCUCUGCUGCGGCCACCACCGUCUCCUCGCCGGACGACAACCGAAUUCCCGAGGGGAGGGGCAUCGGGCGGGCCGGCGACGAGGUGGGCGACAUCGGGGACGACGGCGGAAACGAGGUGGGCGACGGGGACGAGGUGGACACUAACGAGGUGGGCACGCCACGCACCGGCCGGCCCCGCCCCGAGGAGCCCGUCAACAACGAGGUGUCGGCUCGCAAAACGACGGCGGAGAGCCUCCUCGAGCGCACGGAGGUGCUUGCAGCGGUGGUGGCCGGCGGCGUGGUGGGGCUGCUAUUCGCCGCCUUCCUUGUGCUGCUUCUCAUUUACCGCAUGAAGAAGAAGGACGAGGGCUCGUACGCCCUGGCCGACACCAAGGAACCAGUCUUCCAACCACCGCCCGCCAAGGAGUUCUACGCCUAACGCACGCGCACACCAACACUCGCACGCACGUUCCUACACUCGCAUCCUCACCCACACGUACAACCGCAUUCGCGCAUUCUCUCUCUCUCUCGCUUGUUACCAAGGUACUCUCGCACGGCGGCGCUGGCCAAUUCACCUCGGCCUACGCCACUCGUGUGUACACAACGCAUACCUCCUUCCCGCGUGCACUAAGAACACGAGCACACGACACUUGCCAGCGUUUCACGAAAACGGGACUUGUUGAAUAUUGGCAAAUCUUCCCUCCAUUUCCCACUUUCACUGGGACUCGGCGCUGGUUCAGCGAUUCCCACCCAUAGGGGGAGCAUGACUCGAGUAGGCGAGGUUCCCGUGUUUGGGGAGAGCCUCGGGGGGGAGAGAGGGGAGGGGGGCCCAGUUCCCCCCUCCCCUCCCUCUCCCUUCGAUUACCUGCCUGACCGCUUUGGAUUGGGUGAACAAGACGAGAGCUGCAACAGUUCAUAUUUUUUAGUCUCACUAGGUCGGCUUCAAAAUCGUCAGUCUUUGCAGGAAAAUUGAUUUAGUCGAGUAUACUGUUUACACGGUGUCUUGAGCUAGCAGGCAUGCCACACACAGUUGCAGUUACUGGCUGAUCGAUACAGAGAACCCUCAUCUCAUUGGGGUGCCUUACUGCGGCUCGCAGUGUCUGCCCAUGCAACUAUGUGUCACACACUAACCCAUGCAAAUAACUAAUGGAAAUGCCUAAUAGAGUACAACAAACGUGUAUAUACUGUACCAGUCGUUCACGGCUAAUCGAUGGCAACAGAGCUCCGGUCGGUGACACGAUUGGUCGCUAUUUGCAGCUCUAAUCGAGAGUCGAUCUUUUUUGUCGGCUAAUCUCUUAAUCAUCGAACAGUGCAGCUCCGUGCUAACAGCAGCAAAAGAGGUUUUGCGUACGACGUAGCACAUUCUAGCAGUGAGCACAAUAAUAACCUCAGAGCUGUUGCGAAUCGGCGGUUCAUUCCAGGAAGGACGGCAAUAAGAUAGCGGCGAAUCCCUCCACAGGCGUGUUCACCCCGGAGGUGGGUGGGGACACGGCUGCGUUGUUGUGGCGUGCGGGUUGCCACGCACGCUCAGUGGGAGUGUGUUUGUGAAUUUGGCGUGCGGGAGGGGGGGGUGAAGGGAGUUUGGGAUUUUUCCACCUGGUUUGCUGACAUUGCGCUGGGGCGCACGAAAAUUAACCGUUUUUUUAUGGUGGGUAAAGCCGAAACAACGAGACGUGGGGACAUUAUUAAACUCUCAAACUACACGAAGGCCUUCGGAAGUGGAGGUGUUAGCACAAAAACUGGAUUCUUGCAGCGACGAUUGUCAAAUUUGAAUGGAUACCUGCGAUAAGUAACGUCUUGUGGUUUGGCUAAACUCUUAACUUUGGCUCGGACAAUAGCCCAACCGCUAGCACUAAAAACAUCCUUAAGCCCAGCCAUGAUCCUAACCAUAACUGUAAUCCCUCGCUUACACUCAUUUGCUGCACCUCCCUUUCGUGGUAAAUCGGGUUGCCACCUCUGGGAUACAACAAACCGGGACAUAUGGGAAGAAGAAACAUCUCGCAAUAGCAAAGGAUGGGAGAAAAGUACACGUGGAACACACACACACACACACCUGCCUUGAGCGGUGUAUUUCGUAAAAAAAAAAAACAGGACUUUUAAUGUCGUCGGAAGACGAGCAGAUUUCCCAGGACGGCCGCCUCUAACAAGAGGAGACGAUCCUGGGGCAACCAGUACAGGUGGCAACCCCCGGUGGGGAAAGGGAAGUUCCCGUCCCUCCCAUUGACUGUAAUUUAGAAUCGUCCUCAUCGUGUCCGUCCGAGCGGCUCGUGUCCGCAUAUCAUUUCCUCUCGAUACAUUUAACUUUCGUUGGUUAAAAACUAAAACUAAACAUACCCAUGUUCAUGGUGCUUGAAAUGUGUAACUUGGGGGGGAGGGGGGAGGGGGGGAAAUCGAUCAAUACUGUAAACUCAUCAUCCGGUGUAAUGAAGGCUUCCACGGUCGCGAGUCGCUUGACGUGGCAUGGGAACGUGGCAUUUUGAUCUGGUUUUUCACAUUUCACAUUUGGGGAAGGUGAGAGUUAGAAGCUGAUGUAACUAAUUUGAAAUUAAAAUAACCAGGUCAUUUAAAUGUCACAGCUGCUUUUGGGCUGAGCCCCCUUUUGAAGGAUUCUGCAUUUUUAUUUUUUUUGAACAAAAGUCACCCGUCGACUUUUUGUUUUUGGUUGACGCAUUUCAGGAGGCUCGCUACUUUGGUACGUUGGUCAGCAUUUGUGUAGUGUUGGCUCUCAAAAAAAAAAUACGAAAAACUCUGCCGAGAUGAGAAAUGUUUGUGCCGCGCAGACCAGGCGAUGGGAAUAGAGAUUGCUCAUCCGCUCGAGGAAGAUGUUCUAAUCACAUCUGACAAUAUUUGUCCUGCGCUGGUUCCUCGUGACCAGAUGCCCAAACAGUUUUGUAGGGGGGAGAGAUGAAGAUGUUUCUAUACAGCCAGCAGUAUAGCAGGGAUACAACUACACUGAUGAUUCUUUGUAAACGUAAAAGCAACGUCUAGCUGCCACGUUGCGUUUCCGUAAAAGCAACGUCUAGCUGCCACGUUGCGUUUCUUAUCUUGCAAUUGAUGCAGGUUGUUCUUUAGCCUUGGCAAGCUCACGAGUUAGACCAGGCUGUUUGGCACCGGGCAGUGUCUUCGGGUUGUUACGAUGUAAUGAUGAAUCCAGUCGUAUAAACCCAUAUGUACGCUCACGAUAAAUUAAUCGAAUCUUGUGUUCAAUGUCGGUGGCUCCCAACAUGCGGUCCACUAAACCAUCAGUGGGCUUCAAAACCCAUGGCACGUUAGGAACUUUUGCAGAUAGGAUAUUUGUUUGGGAAACGCACGGUGUUUUAUACCACCUUGGUGGUCUGCAAAAAGUUGUCCUUGACAUGUCAAAGUUUGGCCCAAGGGUUCCAGAAUGUUUGGGAACCACCGUUCCUGUGUAAAGUAUCACAACGACACUACCAUUAACCAUAACGUUUAAACAACAUAUCUUGUUAAAUCUAAUCGCGAUCUUGAGUUGUGACAAUGUGUUGCACAUCCGAAUUCGCUUCAUCGCUACUGUGUUUACCUCUCCCACCCCUUUAGGGUAGUAAGUUUAGGGUAGUGCGUUUCUCUCAGCUGUUCGGCCCAAACAUUUAUACCUCGGAACAGGAUGCUUCAGUCUGCGGACGUUGUUAUUCCACUGGAUGGGGAUGUCCAUUGGCUGGAGAUGUCUUCUUAAUGUUAUCGGUGUAGACGAGACCGUCUUAUGGUGCAUUUCAUAGGCUCAUUGGGUGGACUGAUGUUGCCCGGCUUGUAAUGCUUUUAAGGCUCCAUCCAGUCGCCAAGUUUGUACGAUGACCUGCGCAGUUAAGGCUCAUUGCAUGGACCGUACCGGCCAGCUUGUAACACUAAAUACUGUAUCAGAGACUACUUGAUAAUGUACAUGCAUCGGAGGCUCACUGCGUGGAUUCACUUGGCUCGCUUGUAAUAUUAAUAUUGUAUCAGACUGAUUUCUUUACAGCGUGCGUUCGAAACUCAUGUGGACUGGGACUGCUCACAGUUUUCUUCAUUGUAAUUUAUAGUGAUUGGUACGUUUGUAAGAUUAUCAUAUUUUUUUUAUAUAAUCUGUCUUUAAUAUCACUGAAAUAAUUGAUGGUAGUGUUAUUAUAUAAUAAUCCGUUUAAAAAAAUCCUCUUGUUAUUUUAUUAGAACAGUUAGUGCUCGGCAAGUUCAAGUUAAUCACGGGUUUCUCUUUCGAAUGAACGGUUCAUAAUGAGACGAUACGCAUUAUUAAGUCCAAACGUUUGAAAUGGAGAUUUUUACCCAUUGCCAUAUGCAAAAUCAAUCUCAACACUUUGAAACCCAUUAUGUUCCAUUUCCAUGGCAAUAUUCGGCAGCUCUCAUUGCCUUACCAUGGGAAUGAAUUGGCCUAAUUGAACACAAAUUCAAGUGUACUUCAGUUAAACAUUUUGUGCAAAUUGGAUGUCCCUGCUACGAUCUAAAUUGGGUCGUUGGAUUGCAUUUGUUUGCAUGCAACCUAAUCAUAACUGGCUUCGACGAAGUUAUGUAGCUUCUGACAUCGGUUUUCAAUUAAAAAAGCGAUGUUAAACUCAAAGUCGCUCAUUCUAAAUUACGGGCAGACGCGUGCGUGGUUUAGUAGUGGUCGGCACGCUGAGCUCGAAAUGUGACGGUUCAAUCCUCGGCACGGCCAUCCGAUAAUGUAUCUGCGGAGCGUUCAUAUCGAGCAAAAGAGCUCCCGUCGGCUACGAUUUCGAUACCGAAAAAAUCUUCAAUAAUCCUCAGAGUCGGAACAUCAUUCGCCUGAGCCAAAUUGACAAAUGAGUUGUUUUACUCCCAUCCCACUUGCAACGGAGAUAUGGGAGAUCUCUCUACCCUUGAUGAAGUUAAAGAACAUCAAUCGAUCAACGCAUACGAAUCUUGCUACGGCCAUUGCAAUUGCUAGAAUGUCGUCUUGCCAUGUAAACAUAGUGCUUGUCUUUAUUAACGGAGUUUUGUAGUUGACUUAAGGAAUUAACCAGGGGGCUUGCACACCCAUGUAAUCACUCAUAAAUUAAUGACAUAACAGGAUGCAAUUAGGAGUAAUAACAUUUAUAACUUAAUGACGUUUAUAUUUAAGAAUGUGCGCGUUCAGUGACAUUGCUGUUGUUGUUGGGUUCUAUUGUUAUAUUUUUUAACUGGCAAAAAUGUCCACUUUGCGCGAGUUUUUGUUUCGGAAAAACAGAAACUGUGCUCAAGCUCGAGGCAUUGCAAGAAACGUUUUGUACAGUAGUCGGGUUUACGAGGUAUGGGCGAGCUUUUAAAACUUGCCAAUUUUUUCUACCCUAAUUUCUGGAAAAGUGGUCGUUUGGCAACAGUUUGCUGUCUAUAAAAUAAAAGUGAAGCCUUAUGGGCCUGUGAUUCCCCCCCCCCCCCCCCCCCCAGUGAAUGGCAUAAGAACGGUUUACGAGGUACAGCCACGUGACUAUAUGAUGAUGAUUUGGGCAUGAUUGUAUGGCGAGAUCUUUAACAGGGGUCAUCCGCGAAUUCCUCUGACUUCGCGUCGUCGGGCAGAAGGAUUGAGUGGCUUUAAAAUGAAGAUGACACGGUGUUAAACGUCACCUGUCAAUGAAGAGGUGGGACCUGCCCUGUGAAUGUUAAAAUUGUGGCGAGGUGGCCAUACACGUUUAUAGUCGGGGCUUGAUUUCAGACGGGGUCUGGGUUGGCAAUCCGGAACAUCUUAUGACCACCGCACUCGGCACACACUACCAACAUCCAGCAAUUCCGCUCGCUAUGUCUGUAGCUAUUGGUUACACAUCUGCUCCAGUCUACCAACGGCCCGGAAAUGUAUCCAGUUAGACACAAAGCCCUGGUAAAAAUGGUAAGGUGGCCAGCCUCAUCUCCAGCUGAUUUUAUAAUAUUAACAGUGAGAGACCACUCAAACUAUACAAAUCACAAUUUGUGGGGAGAUGAAUCCAUACUGGAUAUUAACGAGCUUGUGUUUGAUCGUCAGAAAAGUUCAGAAGAAUUUUUGCAACUCCUCGUGGUCAUUUUUGUCAGUUUCAUAGUCUAAUUUUUUUUUCAGCGGAGAACUAUUUAAUUUAACGGUACCGUGUAUACGUGUGAGUAGCCGAGUUACCACUCGGCACUGCUCACUCCGACACACUACUACUAUAGGGGUACGUACAGUUAACGUGAGUCAGGCUCUGUGACUUGAUCUGAACAUAAUCUCGUUUUGGAAACAUUUUGAUCUAUAAUGUUUUUCGUCUUGUAACGCAACACGCUAUAUAAGUGGUAUAAUAAAAACUUUUUUUUAAUUUGUUUUUCUAA